GAGAGAAAAAGAGAGAGAGGAGGAGGGGGGGGGAGCGAAAAUAGCAAGGCGCUCGCACACAGGAAAAAAAGAUGGCUGAUGAAUUCGCUGCAAAAUGAUUCAGACAAUAACAUCGGAUCGCCACCCUGGAAAGAGGCGAGAACUGUUGAUUAAACUGAGAGAUCGGGAAAAGAAACCGGCGGAGGAGAGGAAAUAAAAACAAAACGACAUAAAGAGAGAGAGAGGGAGAGACGGAGACAGACCGAGAGAAAACAGAGAGAGAGGGAGAGAAAGGGAGAGAGAGAGAGAGAGCGGCUAAAGAAAGAAAGAACGAUUCUGGAGAGCCAGCGAAGCACAGCGAAGCACAGUGUAACAAAGUAGCGCGUUUUGCAAUUAAAAAAACAGUUAUCUUAUUAUUAGGAGAACAUUAUUAUUAUUAUUAUUAUUGUUAUUAUUAUUAUUAUUAUUAUCAUUUGCAUAACUGCAGGCCUCUCAGAUCGAGGAGAGGAAAGAGAGGAGGAGAGAGAGAGAGAGGGAGGAGAGGAGAGGAGAGGACGCACCACCAUCCUUCUGACGAGGAGACUGCUUGAAAAUUAUUUUUUUUAAAUAACGAUAUUAUUGUAGCGGGUCGGUUCGGUCCAACGGAACCGCGACUCUCUCCAUGGAUAGGAAUUAUCCAGGGGCCGGGUUCGGUGAUCUCAGCGGCGGGGGAGGAUGGACCUACGACCGUUCUGCAAAAGCGAGUCUUGUCUAUAGUGGUUCUCGAUCCUCUCUCCCAGACUCUGAUCUCCUCCACAGACAGGCCUAUGCUUCACCACACCCCCUCCAGGGCUAUGCAACCAAUCACCAUCCAGCAGGCCUCUCUGGUCUGUUUGAGACGGGGCUCCAUCAUGCUAGUUCAGGGGCCCCUGAUGCCUCUGUGAUGAAUCUCAUUUCAGCCCUCGAGUCCAGGGGCCCCCAGCCUGGCCCCUCUGCCUCCUCCUUGCUCUCCCAGUUCAGAACCCCCUCCUGGCAAACUGCUCCAGCUGAACUCUUUAUCUCUGGAGCUCUGCCAGGCUCUGGCUCAUUCCCUCCUCCUCGGCCUCUCAGCUAUCAGCACCCGGCCUCCUUCAGUGGGCGGAGCUUCCCGGGGGUGACCUCGUCGCUCUCCCUCCAGGACCACGCCUCCAGCUUCAGCCCCGCCUCCAACGGCCUCUUGUCCCCUCACCAUGACUCUCUGCUCCAUAUCAAAACGUCUGCCGGCCAGCCCUCUGCCCUCGGGUUCGACCGUCUCCUGUCCUCCCAGGGUCCGGCUUACCGGGGGUCCCAGGACCCCUCGUCGGCUCCCCCCCCCACGCACCCUCCCCCCCCAGCCCCCCCCAGGCACCUCUCCUCGGCUCACCAGUUCAAUCUGCUCUCCUCCCAGUUGCAAGACCAGUCGUCCCAGCUCUACAACGCCUCUGUGUUCUCCAGCGCCCCCCCCGCCUCCCCCACCCCCCCCCCCUCCCCCGCCCACUCCGCCAUCGAGAGGGCCAUGCCCAGACAGGACAGUGUGAUCAAACACUACCAACGCCCCUCCCCCUCCGCGGUGACCGCCUCCCACUCCCUGCAACACUACCUGAGCUGCGGCGCCACCAGCUACCAGCAGAUGGCAGCAGCGCAACACCAACAGCACCAACAGCAGCAGCAGCAGCAGCAGCAGCACCAACAGCAACACCCACACCCACAUCACCAGCAGCAUCACCCACCCAGCCUGAGCUGCAGUCCCCUGACCGACCACAGCCCUCUGGGGGGCGCUAGCGGUGCCGGCGCCGAGAAGCCGAACCAGAGAGCAGAACAGCAAAAGCAAGGAUACCGGCCCAUCAUCCAGCCGUCCCCGGCUUACGCGCCCAGCAGCAGCUCCGCGUCCAGCCUGUCUGCGGGAGGAGGGGGCGUGGUCUGCAAGGCGAAAGGGGGCGGGGCUUCGGGAAGCUCCUCGAGCGGCUAUUCCACUUCCUCCUCCGUCGGUUCCUCCUCCUCUUCCUCCUCGUCCUCCUCCUCCUCUUCGUCCUCCUCUUCGAAUUCCAGGCAGACCCCUAACCCCCCCACCACCCCAACUUCCUCCUCGUCCUCCAGUUCCGCGGCCCCUCCUCCCUCUUCAACCGCCCCUUCCUCCUCUACCUCCUCCACCACCUCCUCUUCCUCCUCCUCCUCCACUCGUCCCCCUCCCUCCUCUUCCUCGUCUGCCGCCCAGGGGAGUUACGGAUCGCCGGCCCCUCAGCUCUCCAGCCACACCCCCCCGCCCCCACCCCCCUCCCACCACCACCAGAACCAGCACCAGCACCAGCACCAGCAGACCCAAGGAGGACCGGCCUGCUAUUCCCCGGGCCAGCCUCCCAACGCGGCCUCCCUCCUCUCCCAACAGCACAGCUACGUUCCAGCGGGGUUCAACUCCCCCAGGGCUCAGGAUCUGAGCGGCGGCAGUGGUGGGGGGGGGCGGCCCCUCCUCCUCCUCUGCGGGGGGGCCAGCGGGAGGGGGAGGGGGAGGGGGGGGGUCGUCCGCCAGCCAGAAGGCUUACCUGAGCGGUUUCGGGUCCGACGUGGUUUACGGGAUGCAGUCGGACUCCGCUCAGGGCGGUUACGCCUCCUCUGCUUCCUCCUCCUCCACCUCCCUCGCUCACCCGGGCUCUGGAGACGGGAGCCCUUCCCUGGUUACUCCGGACACUCCCCGGCCCUGGUGCCGGGCUCCGGCGCGGCGUACCCCCCCCACCUGGACUCCAGCCCCUCCCCUUCCGGCUCGACCCACGGGGGGAUCGUCCGCCCGGGUCUGCGGUCUCCCCCCGGCAGCCGUCUCUCUCAGUCGCCCUCGCACCCCAAAUACCUCUCCUCCGUCCUCUCCCCUUCCUUCCUGGCUUCCCCUCAGCAAGGGAGUUACCCCACGGCCGCCGACUCCAGAGGGGUCCCCCAAACCUACCACCACCCGCCCCCCCCCUCCGGCCCCUUCCUCCUCCGCCUCCACCACCACGGCCUCUUCCUCUGGCGGGAAACUCAACCCGGGAGGCAGGCGGGCGACAGGGUGGAAGAAGAUGACGAAGAAGAGGAAGAAGAAGAAGGAGGAGAAGCCGAUUUCUUGAUCCAGCACCUCCUCCAGUCGCAGAACCCGCCCCCGGGGAGCCACCGGCCAAUGGGAUGCCGGAGAGCGGCGAGGGCGGCAGGGGGGCCGUCCCUGAAGGGGCUGGCGGGGUACGAGAUGGGGAAAGGUUCGAGCGAGGAGAGGCGCCACCUGCAGAGCGUGAUCCGGACCCACAGCGGCAGGAGACAGGGCGGCGCGGCCGAUCCGGAGACCGCUUCCCUGGAGAGGCACUUCGAGAUGAUGAAGGGAGGCACGGGCGACCACAAGAAGAAGGAUCCCAUGAGGCUCUACGAUGCCCCCCCCGCUGCUCUACCAGCACCCCCAGCUGCUGCACCCCCUCCACCACCCCCACCAGCCCCACCACCCUCCCUCCCAGCAGGACCCCCUCGGCUCGGUGCUGCAUUACAACCGGGGGGACCUCUACUCUUCCUCCCCUCCCGGAUCGUCGUCCUCCUCUUCGUCGCACCCCCCGAGUCAGAGAAGCCGGUCAAGCAGGACAACUAUCAUGGGAAAGCCCCUCGGACACCUUCCUCCUCCUCCUCCUCCUCCUCCUCCUCCUCUUCCUCUUCUGAAGCUCUGACUGCGCAACAACAGCAACAUAAUAAUAUUAACAGUGGCAGCUUGUCAAACGAGCUCCUGCACUCUGUUCUGACUCACACCACGGCCGCCAGCUCCCCCUCCGGAGACCCCCAGGACAGGAAGACCGCUGCCCUGGACCAGCUCGGCCACCUCCAGCUCUCCCACCACCUGAUGCAGACGCAGAGACUGGGAGCGGGAGGCGGGGGAGACAGCCCUCGUCACUCCCCGGUCUCUCAGCUCCAGCUCCAGCUCCAUCACUCCCAGGCGCUGGAGGCUCAUCUCCGGGCUCAGUCGAUGGAACAGCUGCUGGAGAUUUCCGGGAACGGGGGGGAGGGUGGUGAAGGGGGAGGGGGUCACCCCCAUCCCCACCCCCAUCAGCAGCAGCACAGACCCCCCCCUCCCCAGACAGCAGCACCCAACCUUUCUCCAUUCCCAUCACCUCCACCACCCUCCUCACCUGCAUCUCCAGAGCUCCCCUCAAACGGUCCUCCAGCAGGCCGACAUCCAAGACUUUUUAGGGGACCCGAGCUCGGUUUGGGGGGAGGGGGGCAGCAGCAGCAGCAGCAGCAGCAGCAGCAGCAGCAGCAGCAGCUCCACCCCCACCCCCACCCUCCUCCCGCCCCUGCCCCCACCCAACCCCAAAUGCACGCGAUCCGUCAGCAACUCAUGCAGUCUCACCACCAGCAACACCAGCUUCAAAACCAUCACCACGCCACGCAGAGAGGAGGCGGAGCGGGAGCGGGAGGGGGAGGGGAACAGCAGGGGGGCGGGUGCGGGGACCCCCGGGACCCCCGGGACGGUAUGAAGGAGCACCAGUUCCACCCCGACAGCCCUGCGGCUGCCAAGCAGCAGAGAUUCGUCCCCCUGACUUCCAUGUGCUUCCCGGACUCUCUGCUCCAGGAGGAGGUGCAGAUGGAGGAGGAACGCUCCUUC
Molecule: messenger RNA, 4582 nt
Organism: Acipenser ruthenus (sterlet)
Lineage: Eukaryota; Metazoa; Chordata; Actinopteri; Acipenseriformes; Acipenseridae
Product: proline-rich protein 12-like
Source: RefSeq, a predicted model, not a curated record